AUGAUCAACUGCUUGCCUUUUUCUCGUGUGAUCCUUGUUUGCUGUGUCAGCGUUUUAGUGACUCGUGUGAUCGCAGGCAAAGUUCAAUGGUACGGACAGAAUUGGGCGAGAGCUUGUGAUUUCUUUGCAAAUGAUCUUUCGAAUGUACGAAGUUUACCAGAACAUUGUGGUCCAAAAUGUGAGCAAACACCUAGAUGCACGCAUUUCGCUUGGAGCAGAUGGAACGGCGGUACUUGUUGGAUGAAACAUGGGUCGGCUUCUAAAAGCGAUGCAUUUUCAACAUCCGAUUCAAGUAUGAUCUGCGGUGUAUUAGGUCAAAAUCACAAUCGUGUGUCAAAUAACGGAAAAAAUCCUAACAGUAAAGGAUGGAAGCUCAUCUGGGAAGAUAGCUUUGACUGGACCGGUCAUGUUGAUACCACAAAAUGGGAUUUUGAUGUAGGCGGACACGGUUUCGGUAACAACGAAAAACAAUACUAUACAAACAACCGAUGGGAAAAUGCUCGUUGCGAAUUAUUUCCACACAGCAACAAUGGUCGUCUCAUCAUUGAAGCACGUCAUGAACACAUGCAUGGUUCUAGCUACACCUCCGCUCGUAUGAAAAGCAAACAGAAGUGGACUUACGGCCGUUUACAAAUCCGUGCCAAACUACCCACAGGUCGUGGCCUAUGGCCUGCACUUUGGAUGUUGCCAGAAAGACAAACGUAUAGCAAUACAUAUUGGCCAGAUAAUGGUGAAAUCGAUUUGAUGGAACAAGUAGGCUAUGAACCAACACGCAUUCAUUCUUCUAUACAUACAAAAGCGCAUAAUCAUAUGAUUCAUACUCAUAAAACGGAUUCUGCAAUUGUUGAUGACGCUACGUCAAAUUUCAAAAUCUAUACCCUCGACUGGUACCCAGAUAAACUCCAGACGUUUGUUGGCGAUGAUGGCGAUCCGUUAGCUAAACAUAUCUUUACUUGGGACAAACAAGGCGAUUGGACGAAAUGGCCAUUUGAUAAACCAUUUUUUGUCAUUAUGAAUAUUGCUGUUGGCGGUAAUUGGGGUGGGCAAAGAGGUGUUGAUAAUAACAUUUUCCCUGGUCGAAUGGAAAUUGACUGGGUGCGUUUCUACCAACAAUCUUAA
This is a messenger RNA of Adineta ricciae, 1119 nucleotides long. NCBI's taxonomy places the organism in Eukaryota, Metazoa, Rotifera, Eurotatoria, Adinetida, Adinetidae. The record is from the annotation of a GenBank genome assembly.